AUGUACAAUCUGCCUAUUGGCCUCUUUAUUGGCUGGGCUAUUUAUAAUCUAGCUUGGCAUCGACUGGAUUUUGGAUACUUUAAUGCGUUUUACUCCAUUGUUUUUCAAUGGACAGUCAUUUUUGGCUCUGGAUUGGCGUUUGCUGUUAGUCCGGUAAGUUGAUAACUUUUUAAUUGAAAAUUAUUUUUGUGGUAUAAAUUUAAUGUAAAAAUUUAAUUAUAGGUAUUUCGUUGUGCUACAAUUUGCGUUUGUUUGGGCGGUUUAUCUAAGUCCGGUCAAGGUCUGUUGACCCUAUAUGUGGUAGAGCAAAUUCAACAAGGGCCGGUGGAUAACAUUUUGUACAACAUAGAGCUGACUGCGAACAUUAUAGUAUGUCAUUUGGAGCUUCAAGGUCAAUUGGUGAAACAAAAAAUGAGUUUAAUGACAGGACCAGUUGAGGCGCUAUUUGAAAAACAUUUUGGUAGGCUUCUGGUUUGAUUUAUAUUCGGUUUAUUAUAAUUAAAAUUUAUCGAAAUUGUAAUUUUAUUGUCUUCUUAAAAUGUUUUAAAAUUAAUAAAAAUUUUUCAUAUGGUUUUUGAAGCUUUAAAAACUAAGAAAUUAGUUUGAAUUAUUUAAGGUACCGGAGUAUCAGUAGGAAAGAAGACCGUAGCUAUGCUGAAAAGUUUAAUAGAACCCUUCAACGAUCAACUAGGAAUAGAAAACGACGAAGAUAAGGAGUUGGCCAAUGUUUUGGACGGACAGAAAGCUAUGGCAGAAAGAGACAGGAUUCUCAAUGAAGAAUCAACAACAACCGAAGAAACGGCUACAACUGUUACAACCGAAUCAAAUUUUAAAUCGAAACCGUCUUUGGGAAAGUUGAAUUCAAACAGAAUGGAACAACGAUGCGAAGCUACUUAUGCUAUGGCUGCUCGACAGUGCAAAGAUCGGUUUAGUGAUGCACAAGUGGGUUUUUGGCAUGUUAUUGAGGUUUGAUUUAAAUAGGACAAACGCUACUGAUAGGAGGAGAAUUAACGAUUGUUAAAAAUUUUUGCAAUCGUUUUUAUGUUUUAAAACUUUAUAAUUUAGGCCAAGUGCUAUGACUCACUACCGUUGAUUGGAUUGAUUGUUUGUUGGCAGUUUAAUUCUGAUGAUUUUUGUAAAGUAAGUUUUUUUGAUAUGGGCCUUAUACAUGGUUGUGAUCUCGAUUUUGUAAAAGCAAUGCAUUGCAAUGUUUUUGGUAAAUUGUUUUUGUCAUUCUUAAAAUGUUUAUUAAUUAUCAAUGUUUCAGCCUAGUAAAAUGGAGGAAGUUGCUAGAAAAACGUGUGCAAAAUUUACAAAAAGCAACAAAACGGAUGCCGAUAUGAAUGACAAAAUGCAGAAUUUGAAUGAGUUGAAAGAACAGUUGGACAAUGAGCUUAAAGUUAAUGUAAGGCGAUGUUGUUAUGAGAAGCAUAAUUUUUGGUUUAAUUUUUAAAAUUUUGUGUAAAUUUUACAUUUAAUAUUAAAAUUUGUUAUUUCAGCUUCAUUUCAAAGUUAUAGAACAACCACGAGAUGAGCGUAUUCGUAUGCUGGCUGAAAUCAUGGCUACUUUAAGAUCAGAUCUGGAUCUUAUAAGAGUAAUAUCAAAGUCGACUAAUGAACUUUUGUCGGCGUUUUUAAUAUUUUUGGUAUACAUGAUAUUCAAAGGCGCUGUCAACAUGAUACGGUCAUAUCUUACCGACAUCAAUUUCAAAAACAUCUUCUUGUCACAAUAUUUUUGGAGAAUUGAUUAUAAGAGAAUGUUGAUGGGACAGAUAUAUCUUGGCAAAGUCAAAAGGUCUGAGAAGAAGGUUUAUCAUUUGAAACACAUGUUUGGGUACGGUAUUUUUGUUAUAUUUUUUGUUUGUUGUCAAUGGAUUUAGGGACGGGCAUUUUUAGUUGAAUGUUUUAUUUUAAGGUUUACAUGGGUUUUAGGUUGCCAACAUCAGCUGAACUUUACAAAACUUGGAAAGCGUUACUACAAUUUGUUUUAUUAUUGUUUUUGGUUGGAUGCAUUGUGGCAUUUGAUCAUGUCUUGUACAGGAUUUUAUCAAUUGUAAGGGAUAUUUGUUAAUCCUCCUACAAUUUUAAAAUUUUUAUUAUUUUAAAAUUUAAAUUUUUAGAUAACCGAAUUUUUGACGGCCGAAGCGGAGCAAACUGGACGUCAUGUUGUGGAUGUUCAAGUGGUCGGAAACGGUUCAAUAGCUGAAAUGGUGAGAAGCAUCAUACAAUUUAACUACACUGACACACAACAACGAGAACUAAGUAAUAAAGUGUGUAUGGUAUCUCCAAAACAAUUGGAUCAACGUCAGUUUGUGUACAACAUUUUGUUACCAUUAGUUGUGAUGUUCGCACUUCAAGUACUACUCAACUACAUUGUGACAAGAUUGGUACUGUUUUAUGUCAUUGGUUUCAUAUUCAGAAGCCGGUCGAAACAAAGGACAGUUUAUUUGUAUAAUAAAGUUUUGGCAAGAAGACUAAAUGACAGGCGUCUGGCAAUAGCAAGAGUCAAAUACUUGGUUGUGGAGGAUGAAUUGGAUCCUGUGGUGGUUAAAGAGUAGGUUUUAAAAGUAAUAUAGAUCGUAAAAACUUUAAUAUUUAACUACAUUCUAAGGGGGCGUUUUAAACUUUCCUUUUUAGACCAAAAAAUCGGAUAUCACGCUUUUUCUAUCAAUUCAAACAGCUCAAAUGUGUUUUAUGUUUAACAAAACAUCGUAUAUCAAGCAUGGGUUUUUGUGAAGAUUGCAAAACUUAUUACUGUACGGAAUGCAUGGAGAUUCUGGAAGAUUCUUGUUUGGUUUGUGACACCAGGUCUAAUAUGAAAUAA
Molecule: messenger RNA, 2824 nt
Organism: Bursaphelenchus okinawaensis
Lineage: Eukaryota; Metazoa; Nematoda; Chromadorea; Rhabditida; Aphelenchoididae
Source: the annotation of a GenBank genome assembly